This is a messenger RNA of Malurus melanocephalus (red-backed fairy wren), 2032 nucleotides long. RefSeq names its product pleckstrin homology domain containing A1 (gene PLEKHA1). Bases 245 to 1480 code for a protein of 411 amino acids. NCBI's taxonomy places the organism in Eukaryota, Metazoa, Chordata, Aves, Passeriformes, Maluridae. The transcript has 13 exons. The record is from RefSeq and is a predicted model, not a curated record. Gene Ontology annotation, molecular function: PDZ domain binding. Gene Ontology annotation, cellular component: cytoplasm; membrane.
CGGCGCAUGCGCAGGGCGGGGUCCCGRCGGUGCGGUCGGAGGCGGCGGGACGAGCCCGUUCCCGGAGCGGGACGCGGGAGCGGGGCCGGGAGCGGGCCCGGGGAGCGCCCGGCUCUCCUCACGGGGCUCCCGCACUGCCAGGACUCCAGCGCUCGGCGGCUCUGAGGGGGCUCUGCCCGUGGGUGUCCCGGUGGCGCGGRCAGGGCGCUGUCACAGCCCCAGAGUGUGAUGUCCAGGGUCAGAAAUGCCUUAUGUGGAUCGCCAGAAUCGCAUCUGUGGUUUCCUAGACAUUGAGGAAAAUGAGAAUAGUGGGAAAUUCCUGCGGCGGUACUUCAUUCUGGACACACGAGAGGACAGUCUGGUGUGGUACAUGGAUAACCCACAGAAUCUUCCCUCUGGAUCUCCACCUGUUGGGGUCAUUAAACUUACCUAUAUUUCAAAGGUUAGCGAUGCAACUAAGCUGAGGCCAAAGGCAGAGUUCUGUUUUGUUAUGAAUGCAGGGAUGAGAAAAUACUUUCUACAAGCCAAUGAUCAGCAGGACCUAGUUGAAUGGGUAAAUGUUCUGAACAAAGCUACCAAAAUCACAGUACCAAAGCAGUCUGAUCCUCUCUGUCAGAUGGAUAAUGCAAAUCGUCAAGCUGAAAGCCCAGGUGGAAAGAAGCAAGUCUCUUACAGGACAGAAAUUGUUGGUGGUGUUCCCAUCAUUACACCCACCCAGAAAGAAGAAGUCAGUGAGGGCAGUGAAGGGGCUGACAGGAAUUAUUUGAAGCGGUCACAAAGUCACCUUCCUUAUUUUGCUGCUAAGCAUCCCCCAGAUAAUGCCAUUAUCAAAGCUGGUUACUGUGUAAAACAAGGAGCAGUGAUGAAGAACUGGAAGAGAAGAUACUUUCAGCUAGAUGAAAACACAAUAGGAUAUUUCAAGUCUGAACUGGAAAAGGAGCCUCUCAGGGUUAUUCCACUUAAGGAGGUCCAUAAAGUUCAGGAAUGCAAACAGAGUGAUAUAAUGAUGAGAGACAAUCUCUUUGAAAUUGUAACAACUUCUCGAACCUUUUAUGUGCAGGCAGACAGUCCCGAGGACAUGCACAGCUGGAUAAAGGCAAUUUCAGGAGCCAUCGUGGCACAGCGGGGACCUGGCAGAUCAGCAGCUUCCGAGCAUCCCGAGUCUUCUUCCGAACCCGGCCAUGCUGUCCGUCCUGCCGGCCCAGCCGCAGCCAGCUCACAUUCCACAGCCACUCACGGCAGCCCUCUGGUCCCAAACCCUCACCCCAAACCCCCUGCCUUGGAGAAGCGAGGAUUUCACGAGUCUUUUACCAAGGCCAAGCCAAGGAGCUUCAAGAUCCAGGCUGUCGCUCCAAGAGAAUCAACUUCCAAAGUGACUGAACGGGGCCCCUGGGAACCCCGGAGCAAAAAUGGCACUCAGGAACAGGAUCCUGGCCUUGUGGAUCUGGAUGAUGCAAGCCUUCCAGUUAGUGAUGUGUAGGGAUGGAAGUGUUUGGAGAAUGAUCCAUUUGUUCGGUCCUUUAAUUUCCUUGCUCGGACUUUGAACCAAAGAAAAUUCCAGGAAAUGAGAACAAAAAAAAAAAAAAAAAAAAAAAAAAACGAAACCGGAGCACUGCUGUUAUAUAUAUGUAUGUGUGUGUUCCUGUGCACACAUGGGUAUAUAUAAUGUGUUUGUGUGUUGCCUUGCAGCUGAGGGUCAGAAAUGGACCUUAGGCGUUUUCUCAAAGCCUGAUGGUAAAUCAUUUACUAGGGAGGGGCCAAACUGCACAAUUUAAGARAAAAAAACAACCCAAAACACAUUAAAAAACAACAAAAACAAAAGUACUUCUGCAAGUAGGCAAGGUACCAGCAUCUUCUAAUUCCUAAUCUGGCAGAUUUACUAAAUUUGGAACUAAUGCUCUAUUGCAGAGAACUUAUUGCCAACAAAUGUGAUUAUUUAAUUUCGUCUUAAACGACAGUAAGAUUUUAGGCAUAGAUGAGAAUUUUUUCUCUCUGUGACUUUCAGAUACCAGGAAAUGCACAAAGCAUUUUC